This is a messenger RNA of Engraulis encrasicolus (European anchovy), 5724 nucleotides long. RefSeq names its product glycerol-3-phosphate dehydrogenase 2 (mitochondrial) (gene gpd2). The record is from RefSeq and is a predicted model, not a curated record. The transcript is spliced from 17 exons. NCBI's taxonomy places the organism in Eukaryota, Metazoa, Chordata, Actinopteri, Clupeiformes, Engraulidae. Gene Ontology annotation, cellular component: mitochondrion; glycerol-3-phosphate dehydrogenase (FAD) complex. Gene Ontology annotation, molecular function: glycerol-3-phosphate dehydrogenase (quinone) activity; calcium ion binding. Bases 200 to 2380 code for a protein of 726 amino acids. Gene Ontology annotation, biological process: glycerol-3-phosphate metabolic process.
ACUUGCGAUUGGACAGUGUGGGGAUCCUCGUGUAAUCUGAUUUGCUCAAAGCCUUGUCCGUCUCCCACUUCCUGUCUUACUUCCUGGUACUAGGGUGGGGAAACAUCGAUACGGUUUUGACAUUACAUGUAACCUAUAACGCACCGGACCCAACACCAAAGCCAUUCUCCUCAGCUGCAGUCACAAGUAAAAAGAGCCAAUGUCCUUCAGGAAGGUGGUAAAGGGGGCCGCCAUAGGAGGCGGCGUGGUGGCGGCGGCCUUCGGGGCGGUACAGCUUCUGGAGUACAGGCAAAAACAGAGCCGGCUGGCGUAUGUGGAGGCGCAGGGGGAGCUGAAAGUUCCGUACGGGGAUGCCCUCCCCACGCGACAGGAGCAGUUGGCCCGCCUGAGGGACACCCCCGAGUUCGACGUCCUGGUGGUGGGAGGGGGGGCCACCGGGGCCGGCUGUGCCUUAGACGCUGUCACACGCAAUCUGAAGACUGCUCUGGUGGAGCGUAGUGAUUUCUCCUCGGGUACGAGCAGCAGGAGCACCAAGCUGAUCCACGGGGGCGUACGAUACCUGCAGAAGGCCAUCAUGAAACUCGAUUAUGAACAGUACAUGAUGGUGAAAGAGGCUCUGGAGGAGCGCUCCAACCUGCUGGACAUCGCCCCUCACCUGUCCGCACCACUGCCCAUCAUGCUGCCUGUCUACAAGUGGUGGCAGCUGCCGUACUACUGGGCGGGCAUCAAGAUGUACGAUCUGGUGGCUGGCUCCAAGUGCCUGAAGAGCAGCUACGUCCUCAGCAAGAGCAAGGCCCUGGAGCACUUCCCCAUGCUCAAGAAGGACAGGCUGGUCGGAGCCAUUGUCUACUACGACGGUCAGCACAACGAUGCACGUAUGAACCUGGCCAUUGCCCUGACCGCCGCCAGACACGGUGCUGCCACCGCCAACUACACAGAGGUGCUGAGCCUCCUGAAGACCAAGGACGCGCAGACGGGGGUCGAGAAGGUGUCGGGAGCACGCUGUAGAGAUAUGGUCACAGGUGAAGAGUUUGACGUGCGGGCCAAGUGCGUCAUCAAUGCCACCGGGCCCUUCACAGACUCGCUGCGCAAGAUGGACAACCAGAAGACGGCCAACAUCUGCCAGCCCAGUGCCGGGGUGCACAUCGUCAUCCCUGGAUACUACAGUCCGGACAACAUGGGUCUGCUGGACCCUGCCACCAGUGACGGCCGCGUGAUCUUCUUCCUGCCCUGGGAGAAGAUGACCAUCGCCGGGACAACGGACACACCCACUGACGUCACCGCCCACCCCAUCCCCAUGGAGAAGGACAUCGACUUCAUCCUCAACGAAGUCCGCAACUACCUCAGCAACGACGUGGAAGUGAGGAGAGGGGAUGUGCUGGCCGCGUGGAGUGGCAUCAGGCCGCUGGUGACGGACCCCAACUCCAAGGACACCCAGUCCAUCUGCCGGAACCACAUCGUCAACAUCAGCGACAGCGGCCUCAUCACCAUCGCUGGUGGCAAGUGGACGACGUACCGCUCCAUGGCGGAGGAGACCCUGGACGCGGCGGCGAAGGCCCACGGGCUGGCAGCCGGGCCUAGCAGAACCAUGGGGCUCACGCUGGAGGGGGGCAAGGACUGGACCCCCACCCUCUACAUACGGCUGGUGCAGGACUAUGGCCUGGAGAACGAGGUGGCCCAGCACCUGGCAGCGACUUACGGAGGGAAGUCCUUCGACGUGGCCAAGAUGGCGCAGGUGACGGGCAAGAGGUGGCCCAUCGUGGGCAAGCGCCUGGUGUCGGAGUUCCCUUACAUCGAGAGUGAGGUUCUGUAUGCCAUAAAGGAGUACGCGUGUACGGCCAUCGAUGUGAUUGCUCGGCGAACGCGACUUGGUUUCCUUAACGUGCAGGCGGCUGACGAGGCUCUGCCACGCAUUGUGGAGAUCAUGGCCAAGGAGCUGGGCUGGAGCGAAGAGAAGAGCCAGGAGGAGCUGGCGGCUGCCAAGAAGUUCCUUCACUAUGAGAUGGGCUACAAGGCCCGCGCAGAGCAGCUCACCAACACCUCAGAGAUCUCCCUCUCCGAGCAGGAGAUACACAGGUAUAAGAAGCGCUUCUAUCGCUUCGACAAGGAGAGCAAAGGCUUCAUCACUAUCGUGGAUGUACAGCAGGUUUUGGAGAAACUCAGCAUGCGCAUCGACGAGAACGCCCUCCACGAGAUCCUGAAUGAGGUGGACCUGAACAAGAACGGACAAGUGGAGCUCAAUGAGUUUCUACAGCUGAUGAGCGCGGUGAAGAAGGGACAGGUCUCCGACAGCCGAUUGGCCAUCCUGCUGAAGACGGCCGAGGAGGUGCUGGACAAGAGGGGGCCCGUGUCCGUCGACCGCAGCGGGGGCGGCGUCUAAAGCCCCAUAUGACCUUUGACCUUGACUUCACACUCCCCCUGGAUCUCCACCCCCUUAUUGACCCCCCAAAAUGUCCUGAAGGUGUCGGAACUGUUGACUUAUUCACUGCAUGGCUUACUUGUAGGAUACAAGGCACAUUGUUUUGUUUCCCUGUAGAGUACACUGUAUAGUGAGCAAGGGAACAUUUGAGAUUCACGAUCUGACUGUCUAAAAUCUUCAUGUCAUAGUUCAUUUCAUGGUUUACUAUAUAGGAUGUGAGCUGGAUUGUUUCCUUGUUCCUUUACUGCACCAAUCUAGUGAGCAAGUCAACAUUUUGCCUUCAAUAUCUAACUGAGGUGGAAAUUUCUUAUUCAGAGAAUUAUUGCCUAUCCCUUAGUUUAGUGUGUUUUGUGUUUGUUUGUUUUAUUAGGAUGAAAUGUUAGCAUGCCCUCAUGUAUGCCUUUUUCUAACCCUGGACAUAGAUUUUUUUUAUGCAUUUCCUGACUCCUUUUUUUAAAGUAAAAAUGAUUUCCUAUUCUCUGAGUCUGAAUUUCCACCACCUCAGUUCCAAGACUUGUGAUUCGUCGACUGCCCUGUAGUUGUUUCUGAUUGGUUCAAACUGGUCCAUCACUUAACCAAUUAUCUCAUUCAGCCAAUUCAUUAAUCCGCCUUCUCUCUCUUUUUCAUCUCAGUAACAACAUUCCUCUUUGUGCCUGUGACACUGAUGCAAAGUCAAACAUUAGUGAUUGUGAACCUACUUAGGUACAAUCUCAAAAUUCAUGCUUGUUUUCCUAUUUUUGUAUUUCUCGCUAAUUUAUCAGAGCCCUUCAUUUAUGCAAUUGACACAGUGGGAUUUUUUUUUGGUUUGGAUUGUGUUUCAUUAUUAUUUUAAUCACAGGUAGCUGUGAUCAAGGGCUAAGGGUUUCGCCUGUGCUGUCAUCAGCAUGAUUAGAUAGUGUGUUGCCGCAGUAUUUCGUCUCAUUGCAAAACAAGCACAGUGAAACAGCCUGACAAGGAAUCAGACACCCCCUUCGAUUUUUCUCCCCUUAUUGUCGUUGGCGCUUUCUUUGGAAAUGUGGAGGGUUUUGUUGUAGAUGAGAUGAUAGACCUGAGGAAAUUAGUGAGCCUAGUGUUACUUGUUUUUUUUCUGAACGUAUUGCUGUUAUUUUGCAUGUGGCAGCCAUGGCUUUUUGGUUAGGGAAUCAGAACCUGAGGAUCCACAGCUUACAGGUUCAAAUCCCAAAUCAUGUCUGAGAAUUACAGUGAUGUGCACCCUCAUCCAUCCAUCCAUGGCUGAAUGGAACAGUCCACUAUUUUUGGAAACCGGAUGGUACCAAAAACUUAAUAAUAACAGCUGGACCCUAUUGUCUCAAUGGUACAUGCUAAGCCGUAAUAUCACCACGCUGUUAAAAAAAAAAAAGAUAUCAGUGAUACGUAAGUCAGGAUAACUUAUAUAGUUAAUUAAUUCUGCUAUACACUGUAAAAAAACAGCAUGGUUUAACUCAAAAUCACAAGUUUACCAGCUGUCUCAGAAUUCCAAGUUAAUUUAAAUAUUCAUUGUAAGUUGUUUGGAGUUGUGCGUGUUGUUUGAACACAAAGCUUCAAUUCAAAGCUCCACACAACUUACAACAAGGAUUUAAAUUAACUUGGAAUUCUGAGGCAGUUGGUAAACUUGUGAUAUUUUGUACAGUGCAGGUGCAGAACAGCUGGCAGAACAGGAGAAAGAUAAAUGAGAAAUAUUUAACUUGAGGGCAGGUGUAAAAUUGCCAUAUUUCCCAAAACCAUGGACUCCUUGAACUUAAUAUCCCUUUCGCAAGGCAUCUAACCUUUUUUUAACAGUCCGGGGUGACUGUACCUUACAACUAAAUAACUUCAAGUCGAGUAAAUUUGCUUUAAAUAACUCUAAGUAGAAGUGUCUGCUCCUGUACUGUAAGUGUGAUGUAGUGUUGUUGUGUAGUUAUUGUCACCGUUGUCUUGGAAUAGUCACAUUGUCAUGUGGUUUAUGACGUUUUGGGGGGUUGAAUGAGGUUCUCUGUGUGUGUGCGUGAGUAUGUGUGCGUGUGUGUGUGUGUGUGUGUGUGUGUGUGUGUGUGUGUGUGUGUGUGUGUGUGUGUGCGUGAGUAUGUGUGCGUGUGUGUGUGUUUGUGUUCCUGUGUGUGUCCUUCUAGUUGCUGAUGAGUCAGUUUGGCCAGUGCUGCUGAAUGCCGUUCUUCUGUGCAGUUGCCAUUUUAUAAGCGAAGUGGUAUUCAUAUUAGGAAAACACUCGUUUCCAAAGAAAGACUCCACUGUUGUGGCUUUGGUGCAGUUUGCACGGCUUGCAAAACCGCACUUAAAGGGAACGGUUUGCAUUUUUAAACCGAGUCAGAGACAUUUAAAGACCUACAAAUAGACCGUAGCCUAAUGAUUAUUGUUGUUUUUAUUUUAAGGGAAGUGUUAUCAUGCACAUGAUGUGGAAAUGUAUGGUAGGGGGCAAAUCAAAUCAGAGCAGGUAUUACUUUUAAUUUUCAUGUGGAAAUGUUUUUUUUGUUUGUUUUUAAUACUCAUUGACUGAUUAUUGACCUUUGCAUGCUGUGAACUGCAUGUAAGUCUCAAGAAGACUGUUGUAAUUGAAACCCAUUUUUUCAAGAAUUUCUGAGAAUGGAAUGUUGGGGGUGUGGUUUUGUACCAUGUGUAAGUUUGUCAAACACUGUAUUUGCCACUUUAAUGACAGAUGAUGAUGGCUUUUAGCUUUUAUAAGUGUACUGAGGAACUAAAACGCACUUUUAGCUCUGAGUCUCUCAAGUUUACAUUAACAACCGCUUUAACUGUUAUUUCUCCUCUACAUCUAUUGUAUUUAUCUAUUUAAUUAAUAUAUUCUUUCCCAUGUUGAUUUAUUUAAAGCUAUAUAUUUGCUAUUUUGCCUGUUUUUUUGGUAUUUUGCUGUGGGUGGAUAUACUGAAUAGACUAUGUUUUGCAAGAAGGUGUUUCUGCACAAUUACUGAGCUUGGUCACUCCGAGGAUAAUAUUUCUUUUUUAAAUUAGUGUAUUACAGUACCGUAUAUAGCAGUUGUACUAGGUAUAUGGUCUUUAUCUGUUUCUAUUUUGUCUAUUUUACCAUUGUGCUGUUCUGUUAUUUGUUUCUAACAUACGUCUACGUGUUCUUACGUAUGCGGUCAAUGCAGGGAUCCAAUGUCACAUUGAUACAGGAGCAAAAAGGGAUUGUAUCAUAUUUUCAUGUGCCUUUGUCCUGGACCUGAACGCACUGAUAUAUUUGAAGCUCAGAUGGGAAACCCUUGAAGUGUUUUUUUUUUGUGAGGAAUCUACAGAAAUGGGCUUUAUUUUUAUUAUUUUUUUAAAUGAAACGCAUUUUAGAAAACGGACUGUAA